AUGAUACGUUGAAGAAUUGUAAAGGCAAAAUAGAUACUGGUGCAAUUCGUUCUGAAGAAACGACGUUUGAAAGUCUAUAGAUCUGUAGUGCCUGGGAAAGCACAACAAUCAUGGACACUCAACCAGUUGUUUACAACACGGAGCGAUGGAUCGAGGAAAACAAACAGUUUUUUCUCCCUCCAGUCUGCAACAAGAUGAUGCACAAGGAAGGUCAGCUGAAGGUGUUUUAUGUGGGCGGCCCCAACCAGCGGAAGGACUACCACAUUGAAGAAGGAGAGGAGCUGUUCUACAUGCUCAAAGGAGACAUGUGUCUGAAGGUCGUUGAAAAAGGCAUUCAUCGAGAUGUUCACAUCAAACAAGGGGAGAUAUUCCUCCUCCCCGGCAGAAUCGCUCACUCCCCCCAGCGCCAGGAGAACACGGUCGGUCUGGUGAUAGAGAGGGAGAGGUUUCAGGAUGAGAAGGAUGGCCUCAGGUACUAUGUGGAAGACGAGGACAAGCCAACCCUCCAGUCCCUGUAUGAAGAGUGGUUCUACUGUGAAGAUCUCGGCACACAACUUGGCCCAGUAAUAAAGGCGUACUUUGCCUCAGAACAGCAUAAGACAGGGAAACCUCUUCCAGGGACAAUACCAGAGAAUCCCCCAAUAGUCCUUGACUCCACUAUUUCCCUGCAAGCACCCUUCAACCUCUGGGACUGGUUGUACGCCCAUAGAGAAGAACUGCACAGCAAGGGACAAGUGCAGCUGUUUGGGGACCAGUACCAGUUUGAUGUACGUAUUUUGGGCAAGGGAGAGCACUCUGGUAAAGUCAACAAUGCUGAGGUGUUUAUCUGGCAGCUUGAGGGAGGCUGCAGUGUGCAGGUAGGGGGCAAGGACUACACUCUGGAGGAGAAUGACACCAUGUUGAUCAGGACAGGACAAGCAUAUACAGCUGUCCUGUCCGACAACGCUGUUGCCCUGAUCUCCUUCCAGGACAGAGACCGCAAGACAUCAGCCAAUUAGACCCAUUCCAGCUCUGUGGCGGAUCAAAGAGUCAUGGUCGUUUCAGUAUUUGGACCCUAAUGACAUGCACACCAAAAAAAACAUGAAAUAAAGAAAAUGUUGACAUACAAUGUACAGAUGUAUGUGUGAGUACGAUUUCUACACAAAUAUGGGGCCCCUAUAACACUCCCACAAACAAAUCCAUUAUCCGUCUCUGUAUAUGAGUCACUUAAGGUUCAAUUACAUCGUGAAAUGCAUCUUACCGAGGCAAGAGCGUCCACUAGCCUUUUUAUCAAAGUCUUGUUUCCACCCUUGCUACAUCAAGCUUUCUUUCCUGUGAUAAAUAUGAUUGGACUAUGGCACAUAUAGAUAGUCCAAUCGGAGAACGUUUCACAAAAUCAACAUCCACGACUGGUACACCCUCGUAUGAAAGUGAUAUACUGCUGCCUGUCUUUGUUGACACGAAUAUGUUUUUUCAUGUUUUAAACCCCUAACGAUUGCCUGUGUUUUUGUAUCAGGGAUGAAAUCAAGAUUGUUUUCAUUAUCUGAUUGACUAGGUCGUCGCCUAUGGUAGUCGCCAUCUUUGUGAAGCUAUACAAGAUGAGAACAGCAGCGAUCUGACUGGAUAUUAUGUUUACAUGACAAGGGGCACAACUCAUGAUCUAUGUGAGGUGGCGCCAGGGUCGAGCCAAGAAAAGUGGCUUCGCUGUGGCAAGGGUAGAAACUAGACAUUGAUAUAGGCUAGCGGACACACCUCGAGAAGAUGUGUGAAAUGUAACAUGAUUCACAAAUUGUAUCUCCAGAUCAUGUAUCCAUAAUUAUAUUACUUAUAUUUCAUGUACAUGUAUGUUAAUUCUAUAUUUUCUGACAGUAUGUACAUCGUUUUUCAAGCUAUGUCACUCUAAGUCAUUCUAGUAGGGGGCGGUCGGGUAGCCCAGUGGUUAAAGUGUUCGCUCGUCACGCCAAAGACCCGGGUUCCAUUCCCGACAUGGGUACAAUGUGUGAAGCCCAUUUCUGGUGUCCCCCGCCGUGAUAUUGCUGGAAUAUUGCUAAAAGCGGGGUAAAACCAUACUCACUCACUCACUCAUUCUAGUCGUAAACAAUCAAAUCCUGUUGUCUCAAAUUCAGAUGUAUCGAAUCAGCAGUUAUGUCAAAUUAAAAAUAUGUCCCGUUGAA
This is a messenger RNA of Haliotis rufescens (red abalone), 2153 nucleotides long. RefSeq names its product 3-hydroxyanthranilate 3,4-dioxygenase-like. The record is from RefSeq and is a predicted model, not a curated record. The transcript is spliced from 11 exons. Gene Ontology annotation, cellular component: cytoplasm. The coding region runs from base 111 to 998 and encodes 295 amino acids. Gene Ontology annotation, molecular function: iron ion binding; 3-hydroxyanthranilate 3,4-dioxygenase activity. Lineage: Eukaryota; Metazoa; Mollusca; Gastropoda; Lepetellida; Haliotidae. Gene Ontology annotation, biological process: 'de novo' NAD+ biosynthetic process from L-tryptophan; quinolinate metabolic process.